Messenger RNA from Penicillium malachiteum, 510 nucleotides. RefSeq lists its product as uncharacterized. NCBI's taxonomy places the organism in Eukaryota, Fungi, Ascomycota, Eurotiomycetes, Eurotiales, Aspergillaceae. The record is from RefSeq and is a predicted model, not a curated record. The transcript has 2 exons. The annotation marks the transcript as partial.
GAGCUUUAUUCAUCCGCCGAGCAGGAUGAAUGGGAAAUAAGCUACCAACCCUCGUAUUGGGCUCCCAUUGGUGAGCUACAAAGAAAAGUGGAAGCUCUGGAAAAAAUACCACCAUCCUCUACAACUCCAACAGAGCAAGGGUUAUCAGGUUCAGGUACAAUAAACUGCUCUAUUAGACGCUUACAAUACCUUGCCAAAGAAUACCCCACCUUAUUGCCUGGUUCUGACAACGGCAGUGCAAAUGUUGCAUUACAUGCGGGUCUCCGAAGUGCCUUAAAUGGUGAAAGCUUCACAAAGGGAAAAGUUCUUCAGCUUAUUGAGAUCACUACAUACCGACUAGGCGCAGUACAUGAGGCUAAUUACCUCAGACAACAGGCAAAGAUUGACUGUUCCUUUUCGAAGCUCAGAGGCAAGACGUGGGAUCUUUUGCUUGAAAAUGGUAUCUGCACUACCCCGAUUGGUAUCAAGAUACCAUGGGGUAAACCUUUACAGUACCUGAAUCUGGCAUGA